Molecule: messenger RNA, 1124 nt
Organism: Gossypium raimondii (Peruvian cotton)
Lineage: Eukaryota; Viridiplantae; Streptophyta; Magnoliopsida; Malvales; Malvaceae
Product: NDR1/HIN1-like protein 13
Exons: 1
Coding region: 146-979 (277 amino acids)
Cellular component (GO): plasma membrane
Source: RefSeq, a predicted model, not a curated record
CAGCAUCUCCAUUGGUUGGAGUGUACUUUUCUCUUCCAUUCCUCUCCUCAAAUUCACUCUUCUGUCUCUCCACAAAUCUCAUCUCUUUGACUCUCCCAUUUCUCGUACUACACCCCUCCGCCACUGUUUCUUUUUCUCUUUAACAAUGUCUGUCUUCCCUUCCUCUAAACCCGCCGCUACCACAACCGCCGCCCCGCCCCCCGCCAACGGCGCCACUGCCGGACCCCCAGCUGCUACAACAACUGCAACCAACGGUGGAGCAACAAAAUCCAAUCUCUACAACCCCACUUCUCGCCAACCUUACCGUCAGCCUUACAACCGCCGUCACCACCACCGUCCCCGCCGAAACUACUGCUGCUGCUGCUGUUUCUGGACCAUCCUCAUCAUCCUUAUCCUUGCCCUUUUAGUUGCCAUAGCUGGUUCCAUCCUUUACGUCCUUUACCGCCCUCACCGCCCUUCUUUCACCCUCGCUUCCCUCCGUGUCCACCGCUUAAACCUAACGACCACCGCCGAUUCCGCCUCCUCCCAUCUCUCAACCCUUUUCAACUUAACCCUUUCUUCCAAAAACCCAAAUUCCCACCUCACCUUCACUUACGACCCAUUCACCCUCUCAUGCGUUACAAGUAACAACGAUGUGUUUAUAGGCAACGGCACAUUGCCGGCGUUCAUCAGUAACAGCAAAAACGAGACAACAUUCAAGGGAGUUGUAAUAACGACAUCAAGUGAUCUAGAUGCCGACACCGUCAACAACUUGAGACCCGAUCUGAAAAAGAAAAAUGGGAUCCCGUUGAAAAUUGAGAUGGAUACUAAAGUGACAGUGAAAAUGGAUGGAUUGAAGAGCAAGAAAGUGGGGAUUAGAGUUACGUGUGAUGACAUUAAAGGGACUGUGCCGAAAGGUAAGUCACCGUCGGUGGCCAAUGUUUCAGGGUCCAAGUGUAAGGUCGAUCUUCGGAUCAAGAUCUGGAAAUGGACUUUUUGAGACCACAAAAUUUCUCAAUUUAGUACCUUUAAUUCCAUUUGUUUUUAGGUCAAUUUGCGGUUUUGGUCAUUCUAUUAUGCUCAAAUUCAGAAUUUAGUCAUUAUAUUUUAAUUUAACAUAAUUCUAUCCCUUUACUUUUAUAAUA